Messenger RNA from Antrostomus carolinensis (chuck-will's-widow), 970 nucleotides. RefSeq names its product AIF family member 2, ferroptosis suppressor (gene AIFM2). Gene Ontology annotation, molecular function: flavin adenine dinucleotide binding; electron-transferring-flavoprotein dehydrogenase activity. The record is from RefSeq and is a predicted model, not a curated record. NCBI's taxonomy places the organism in Eukaryota, Metazoa, Chordata, Aves, Caprimulgiformes, Caprimulgidae. Bases 214 to 852 code for a protein of 212 amino acids. Gene Ontology annotation, cellular component: cytoplasm; mitochondrion. The transcript is spliced from 8 exons. Gene Ontology annotation, biological process: positive regulation of apoptotic process; apoptotic mitochondrial changes.
CGCGCCGCCGUGGAGAGCGGAUUUGCCAAGAAGACUUUCAUCUCCUACUCUGUCACCUUUGGGGACAGCUUCCGACAAGGCAAGGUUGUUGGCAUAGACCCUGGGAGGCAACAAGUCUUGCUCAGUGAUGGUGAGGAGCUUCACUACUCCCAUCUCAUUCUUGCAACAGGCAGUGAUGGGCCAUUCCCUGGGAAGUUCAACAAAGUCGUUGACAUGGAAAGUGCCAUCCAGACCUACGAAGACAUGGUUAAGGAGAUUGAGAAAUCGGAGCGGAUCCUGGUAGUGGGAGGCGGUGCCGCUGGAGUUGAGAUGGCUGCAGAGAUCAAAACAGAGUACCCAGCCAAAGAGGUCACCCUCAUUCACUCAAAAAUUGCACUAGCUGAUGUGGAGCUGCUGGAUAGUGUCCGUCAGGAGGUGAAAGAGAUUCUCCUCAGAAAAGGAGUGCGCCUCCUAUUAAGUGAAAGGGUCAGCAAUGUGGAAAACCUCACCCCAAACCGGUUCCAGAAGGACAUGGCAGUAAGGACAGAAAAGGGCACCGAGGUGGUUGCUGACAUUGUGGUCCUGUGCACAGGGAUAAAGAUUAAUUCUUCAGCAUAUGCUGCUGCAUUUGGGGACAAAAUGGCAAGUAAUGGUGCUUUGAAAGUUAACAAGUACCUCCAGCUGGAAGGCUAUGACAACAUCUAUGCCAUUGGGGACUGCGCAGAUCUGAAAGAACCAAAGAUGGCCUACCAUGCUGGGCUCCAUGCCAACAUUGCGGUGACAAAUAUCAUCAACAGUCUGACAAAUAAGCCUCUUAAAACCUAUGAACCAGGGUCACUAACAUUCAAACAAUGGGCAGGAAUGAUGGCGUAGGCCAGGUGAACGGUUACUAUGUGGGACGUCUCUUGGUGACCAUCGCUAAGAGUCGGGACCUGUUUGUCUCCAAGAGCUGGAAAACAAUGGGGCAGACAAUGCCCUCUUAAGAGGGGAU